AUGCUGUUUCCCAUUGCAUUUUUGAGCUUCCUCUUCUCCGCGUUUGCCCUUCCUCAUGGUUCGAAGCGCAGUAACCUACCGGCCUGCGAUGCGACCUGGCGGAAAUGCUCCUGCCCCUCGGGCACAUUCUUCCAGACCUCCACGAGCUGGAUCAUAUACCCCGCGGCUGUGGAGGAUGUGACGGCUGCCACCGGAAACUUCUUCGAAACAGCCUGGUUCGGCACCAGCCCAUCGCAGAUCCUGGGCGAACCGUACACCCCCGGCGCAAAGCGAAUUCUGAUGGGGGAGCUCCCUAAUGCGGGCGUCUAUCCCUUCACGGAGGAGUUGACCAUGUACCAGCCGCUGCCCAACAACCAAGGAUAUCACAUGAAGUUCCAGAUGGGCGACACCCCCUUCUACUUCAACACCACUUGCGGCAAGCAAGGCCAUCUCGCCGGCACCUGGGACUGGGUGGAUGUCCACUCUGUGGGACCCCAGAAGACCUAUAUGAUGUGGGGCAUUUAUGCAUGCUUUUCGAUCGUUUAUGACUUCCAAGCCUUCCAUGAGAGUGGGAUGAAGAAUGUGUCGGCCAUCCUAGAGGGGGAGGGGAAAAUGGACGGGGAUGUGGAUGGGCCUUACUCCUUCUAG
Aspergillus tanneri is the source of this 627-nucleotide messenger RNA. RefSeq lists its product as uncharacterized. The record is from RefSeq and is a predicted model, not a curated record. Bases 1 to 627 code for a protein of 208 amino acids. The transcript has 4 exons. Lineage: Eukaryota; Fungi; Ascomycota; Eurotiomycetes; Eurotiales; Aspergillaceae.